AUGGACUUACGUUACUUCUUAAUUCCACUAUCGUUAUUUACUUAUGUACGAACAGACAUCGAAAGCGAAGAGCCGAUUCUAUACUACUAUGGUCUAGAGUCCAGCGAGCGCGGGCUGCCGGCGUGCGCGGCGCGCCAGGCGUGCGCGGCGCUGCUGCGGCGCUACUGGCGCGCGCCCGCGCUGCUGCGCCUGUGCCGCUGCGCGCGCCGCCUGCGCUGCGACGCCGCGCUGCCGCCCGCGCGCCGCCUGCCGGUCAACGACCGCGUGCACCUGCAGUUCUGUAGUCCCGUGUCCGACUGGCCCGAGUGUGCGAUCGACGAGACUCCGCUGUCCCUCCGGGCGUCGGACGAGCGGAUGGAUCCGGACGAGCUGGAGCGGCUGCAUCACCGAGGCGUACGACUGACUCCGCCGAAUAUAACGCUCAGAUGCCGUUGUCGCUAUCCGACCUAUUGGAAAUUUAAGAGGGAAGAGAACGAUACCAUGUCUUAUCAGUGCGCCUCGUUGCCGCCGUGCAAAUCGGGUGAUUUUUGUGGUAAUGUCGACUACGACUUGCUUUCGUUGUAUCAAUCUUGUUUGUGUCCCAGGAAUCACAUAUGCGUUCAUAACGGCGGCACCACUCACUUGCAAAUAUCCGAAUUGUUAUAUCGGGGCAAGGGCUGGAGAGCCUACUGUCAACCUGUAAGCGACGACUACGACUACGAGGAUUAUUGAUGAACAUACUU
Messenger RNA from Vanessa tameamea, 722 nucleotides. RefSeq lists its product as uncharacterized. The record is from RefSeq and is a predicted model, not a curated record. The transcript has 3 exons. Bases 1 to 711 code for a protein of 236 amino acids. Lineage: Eukaryota; Metazoa; Arthropoda; Insecta; Lepidoptera; Nymphalidae.